AUCGCCAUCGCCACCUCUGGAGGGGAAACGGCUCUCCGCAAUCUCGCAGCUGGUCCUACCGCAGCUCGAUUUACGUCACCGCCCCACUGUGGCAGCGGUUCAAAGGGACAACGGCUCCAAAGGGCAGCGGAAACGCCACCAUUUUUUUUUUGGCUCGUUCACAUAAAUACAUGCUGUAUACCCCUGCCCCCUUUCUUUCUCCACAUUCUAUUCUCCUCUCAUCCUCUCCGCGCGUCGUGUCGCCCCAACUCAACCUCUGAUCGCCCCAUUUUAUACUCUCUCCAUAGAACCACUCAGCUCCUCCACGAAAUGAAGGAUAACAUCAAUUUUUACCGCCAGGGGGACCCCUACGGCGAGUUUUCCAACUUUUAUUACGCGCCAAUUGUCCUUGAUGGACAGGAAUGGCCCACCACGGAGCACUACUUUCAAGCCCAAAAGUUUGCUCAUCUCCCUGACCGCGAGUAUGUGGAGAUAAUCCGAGUGGCAGACACCCCUGGCAAUGCCGCCCAGAUGGGCAGGAACAGAUCCUGGCCACUGAGACCAGAUUGGGAGGAGGUCAAGGACGAUAUCAUGAGGGCCUGUGUGCUGCAAAAGUUUCUGCAGCAUCCUAACCUGACCAAAGUUCUUCUCGACACUGGAGAGCAGUAUCUCAAUGAACAUACGAAGAAUGAUCGUUACUGGGCAGACGGUGGCGAUGGAAAGGGCAAAAAUAUGCUGGGUAUUGUUCUGAUGGAAGUCCGGGAAAAGAUCACCAAGAUGAGCCCGGAGCAGAUCGAAGAAGAGGUCGCGCGCGCGCGCCGUUUGGGUGCGAACUAACUGGCGACGCUGUUUCCCAUCCAUUCCCUUUUUUGAGGAUCAAAAAAAAUAAAGUGAAACUAAACGAACUAAACGUUAUUUACGUGUGUGGUAGUCGUGCGAAGAAUGCGGAGAAUCGUCUGCAGGUCGGUUCAUAUCAUACCAUCUCAUCUCAUCCCAUCCCAUCCCACCAUCUCAUCCAUCUAAUGUCAAC
Molecule: messenger RNA, 1009 nt
Organism: Gamsiella multidivaricata
Lineage: Eukaryota; Fungi; Mortierellomycota; Mortierellomycetes; Mortierellales; Mortierellaceae
Product: swarming motility protein YbiA
Exons: 2
Coding region: 310-816 (168 amino acids)
Source: RefSeq, a predicted model, not a curated record